AUGGGAGAAAAAGUAUUUAUUACAGGUUCAACCGGAUUUAUCGCCCAACAUAUAGUUAAAUUAUUAAUAGAAACAGGAUAUACAGUAAUUGGAACAGUCAGAUCAAAAGAGAAAGGAGAAGUCUUGAAAAAAUUAGUCAAUUUUGAAAAUUUUAGUUAUGCAAUCGUACCUGAAAUUUCAGCACCUGGAGCAUUUGAUAAAGUUUUAAAAGAAAAUCCAGAUAUUGAUUAUGUUUUACAUGCAGCAUCUCCGUUUACUUAUUUCACCGAUAAUCCAGAAAAAGAUUUAAUAGAACCUGCUUUAAAUGGAGUUAAAGAGAUUUUAAAUUCAUCAUUAAAAUAUUUAAAAAAUUUGAAAAGAUUUAUAAUUACUUCAAGUGAUUCUGCCAUUUAUUCAAAUGUUGAUGAAAAAAAUAAUUCAUUGAAAUUUGAUGAAUCAAGUUGGAAUUUAAUGCCAAGGGAAUUGGGAACAAAGGAUGCUAUAACAGCUUAUUAUAUAUCAAAAGCCUUAGCAGAAAAACAAACAGUUGAAUUUAGAUCAAUACAUAAACCAGAUUUUAAAUUUGUUUCAAUAAAUCCAUCUUAUGUAUUUGGUCCUCAAGCAUAUCAUUGUGAUCCAUCUAAAAUAAACGAGUCAAAUCAAAUGAUUAGUGAUUUAUUAACCAAAACCAAAUCAGGAGAUAAAUUAGAUAUAGAAUGUGGUGGAUAUAUUGAUGUAAUAGAUGUCGCAAAAGCUCAUAUUUUUGCAAUGCAAAGUGAUAAUGUUAUAAGUGAAAGAUUAUUUAUGAAUAAUGGACAUUUUUCAACUCAAAUGUUAUUAGAUUUAAUAAAUAAAAAUUUCCCACAAUUAAAUUUAAUAAAGGGGAAACCAGGUACUGGAAAAGAAGAUAUUAAAAUCUUAGCUAAAAUUAAUAAUGAUAAAACUAAAAAAUUAUUACCUUGGAAAUUUAUUAGUUUAGAGAAAACUGUUAUUGAUGUUGUUAAUCAAAUUUUAGAAGCUAAAAAGAAUGAAAGUUCAAAAUUUUAG
Lodderomyces jiufengensis is the source of this 1026-nucleotide messenger RNA. RefSeq names its product Grp1p (gene GRP1). The record is from RefSeq and is a predicted model, not a curated record. Bases 1 to 1026 code for a protein of 341 amino acids. Gene Ontology annotation, molecular function: oxidoreductase activity, acting on the CH-OH group of donors, NAD or NADP as acceptor. The transcript has a single exon. NCBI's taxonomy places the organism in Eukaryota, Fungi, Ascomycota, Pichiomycetes, Serinales, Debaryomycetaceae.